AUGGCCUUCAUAAUAGCUUCGAACACAAAGUCAGACAGGACCAUCGCCAGUAUCAGCGACGCUACAAUGGACAUCGCAUCGAAGUUGGAAGCCUUUCCAACUUUCGACAUAUUACACUACAUCUCAACCUUACUUGCCGUUUGCACCUAUGCUGCGCUGAUCAUCAUUUCAACACCCAAAACUGGACCUGCUUCCCUGGUGCGAUAUUCGUCCCCUGCUAUUGUCCUUACAGUAGGGAAACAACUAUUUCGCGAGGCAUCUCGAGUUAGCGGCAGUUCUGGUCAUCGUAGCUUGACUCUGGCGCUCACGGCAUUGUUUAUAUUACAAUGUUGCAACUUCUUGGUUCUUACAAGGCUGGAUGCCGACGAUUUGGCAAAGAAGAACGUAUUCCGAGCCUCUGAUAAUGCGGUGUACAAGGUUUACAGAGUUGUUUGUCUCAUAUUCAACGUGCGAGGCAUUGGAACGCCAUGGCAAGCAAAGCAUCUUUCUGGCUUCCCCCGGUUCUACCAGCAUGAGAAAAGACGUGAACCAACUGCCAUCUGGUUUAUAUUUCGUCAGUCACUUAUCCUUGCAUGGCAAUGCCUUCUUCUAGACAUUAUUUACACCUCAUCGCUUAGCACGCCAAAGGAGGACACACAGAGGCUUUUUGGUCCAGGAACAGAGUAUAUGUAUCUGGACGCCACCGCCGAGCAAUGGAUGGGCCGUUGUUUUGUUGGAAUCAUUGCAUGGGUAAUACCCGGUAGAGUAUCCAUUGAUCUACCAUACCGUGCCAUAUCGCUGGUCUCGGUCCUUUUUGGCUUUACGUCACCGCAACAAUGGCCGCCGCUGUUUGGGAGCAUUUGGGAUGCAUACACUAUUCGAGGUUUCUGGAGCACAUUCUGGCACCAGUACUGUCGCUGGGCUCUCACAUCAAUCAGUAAUUUUAUAUGUCGAGACUUUCUGCGGCUUCCACGGCCGUCUAUAGUCGAGCGUUACUUGAACAUCUCAGUUGUCUUUGUAGGAUCAGCUGUUGUUCACAUGGCUAUUGAUUCGUUUUGUUGGGGACCGCCUACAAAGCCGAAGCCAAUGUUACCCGCAUUGGCUUUUUUCGGCUCCUUCGUUGUUGGUAUCAUUAUCGAAGACACGGUUCAAGCUCUAUGUCGCCGCAUCACCGGCGCAAAGAAGCAAGAUGGAGAUGAUGGAGUCCCUGUGUGGCACAAGCUUGUAGGCUACAUUUGGGUAUCAUUUUGGUUCAUCAUGACAUCGUCUUGGUACCUGUACCACAACACUCGGCUACCGCCAGAUGAUACAUGGAUGGUGCCGGUCAGCGUUGUGGACACAAUUGGUAUGGACUCAGCCAAGAAGGCGCUGCUUGUCAGCGGCUUGAUCUUGAGGUUUGCAGUUGGCAUUGAGGUUUAA
Messenger RNA from Fusarium poae, 1398 nucleotides. RefSeq names its product Acetyltransferase tri7 (gene TRI7). Gene Ontology annotation, biological process: lipid metabolic process. The record is from RefSeq and is a predicted model, not a curated record. The coding region runs from base 1 to 1398 and encodes 465 amino acids. The transcript has 2 exons. NCBI's taxonomy places the organism in Eukaryota, Fungi, Ascomycota, Sordariomycetes, Hypocreales, Nectriaceae.